UCCCUUCUUCCUCCCCUCUUCCUCUUCCUCCUCCCUUCCUCUUCCCCUUCCUCUUCUUCUAUUUACUUCUCCUUCUCUUGUCAUUCCUUCCUUCCUUCCAUCUCUUCUACUCACUUACCUUACUAACUUACUCCCCUCCUACUGCUUCAUUCUCCUUCUUCUUACCUCGGCUGUUGGUUGUAUCUAUGAAUGGCUCGCUUGCGUGCCAACUCCAGCCUGUCUUUCUUUGCUCUAUGAAUAUACAUUAGAUUUACAUUACAUCCUCCUUCAUUUCCAGCAUGCAGUCAUUACAGAAGUCCGGCAUUUACACUCGCCUACGGGAUACUUUAUGGAAUCCCAACGCUCCCCCCGGAGACCCUCGCAAAAGUGUCAAGUGGAUCGAUGGUCUUCGCGGGAUUGCUUCUUUCCUCGUUGUUCUCACCCACCUGGCCCGCGCCUGGGACUAUGAUCUCUUCGCGCCGAGAGACAAGGAGGGAGUGCCUCCCCGGGUCCUCCAGUGGCCCAUCCUCCGCAUCCCAUGGCAGGGACGACUCGGAGUCACCAUCUUCGCGUUCCUCACCGGCUAUGUGUGUGCCUUGAAGCCGUUGAAGUUGUCGCGGGCAGGCAAUCACCUCAGUGCGUUUUCGACCAUUGCCAAGAGCGCCUUCCGCCGCCCUCCGCGCUUAAUCUUCCCAGCCACCAUUGCCCUGUUUAUCUCGUGGGUCAUGGCCCAAUUUGGCGCCUUUAUUGUCGCCAACCGCUCCGACUGCUGGUGGUGUCGAUAUGCCGCCCCGGAUUUGGAAGAUUCGUUCUUCAAGGAGGUCAUUCGCCUGGGAGGGAACUUCCUCAGCACCUGGACCACCGGGUACAUGGCCUAUGAUGACCACCAAUGGGCGUUGCUGCCGUUGCUGAAGGCAUCCAUGCUCGUCUAUGUCCUGCUCUGCGCCACCAUGUACGUCCAGUUCCGGUUUCGCAUUGCCAUCUACAUUGGCAUGAUGCUGUACUUCCACCAGGACGCCGCCAAGGACACUGAAACCUUCCAACUCCAAGCCGUCUAUGGCAUGCUCCUCAGUGAUAUGUCUUACGACACCACCUUCCGCUCCCUCGUCGAAGCCCACCGCUGGCCGCGCCGCAUCCUCGCCAUCGUGAUCACUAUCGCCGGUCUCUUGAUUUGCUCCUAUCCCGGCGAGCACCCCGAAUGGGCUACCUGGUCCGACUACAUGUUCAAGCUGUCCCACUACAUCUUCCCUCCCGAAGUUAACAUUGGCAAGCGGUACAGUGCCAUCGGCGUGGACAUGAUCAUCUUCGCCAUCUUCAUCUCACCCGGGACGCAGUCCUUCCUGGCGAACCGCCUCCUCCUCUGGCUCGGCAAGCAGAGUUUCGCCGUCUACCUCGUCCACGGCACUCUCCUGCGCACUGUUCUGUGCUGGAUGCUCUACGGCAUCACCGGCCAACCAUGGGAGGAGACUGUCGACGAGAACGGCCAGACUGUUCUCCCCCCGUGGUUGCCCAUCCGCCCUCCCUGGGUCGUCGCCCUCUGUAUCCCGCUCUGGAUCGGGCUGGUUUACAUUUGCGCCUCCCUGUGGACUGCCUACGUUGACCCUCUCUGCGCCCGCCUCACGGCGUGGAUCGAGAAGAAGGUCUUUGACGAACAAGAAGAGAAGGCCUCCGAGCUGCCGAUGCAGUUGCGGCCGAUGCCUACCACUUGAUCCAGAAAAUAACAUGUGGAGGUGGUUUCGCGGGUUUUUAUUUGGAUUAAAGAGCAGCAGGUGAAGAUAGGACUUCUUUCUGGCUGGUCCAGGUCCUCGGGGUGUUUUGUCCAUAGCCAUCUUUUGAUAUAUAUAAAUAUGUAUUUCGCUUCUUUUUUAUUCUUGGGUCCGGCAGGUUUGGGAUGGUGGGAAAGGUGGUGGGGACAUUUGGAGAUGGCUGGAGUACUUGACAUAUACCUCGCAUCCUCAGGUUCACAUGUACUCAUAACUUUGGUGUGGUCAAAUGCACUCCUAUUCGU
This is a messenger RNA of Aspergillus aculeatus ATCC 16872, 1987 nucleotides long. Its product is annotated as acyltransferase family protein. The record is from RefSeq and is a predicted model, not a curated record. Lineage: Eukaryota; Fungi; Ascomycota; Eurotiomycetes; Eurotiales; Aspergillaceae. The coding region runs from base 279 to 1688 and encodes 469 amino acids. Gene Ontology annotation, biological process: polysaccharide biosynthetic process. Gene Ontology annotation, cellular component: membrane. The transcript has 3 exons. Gene Ontology annotation, molecular function: acyltransferase activity, transferring groups other than amino-acyl groups.